AAGAAGACAGUCCCUAAGAUGGGGGCUAUACUAUCGAAGACGAAGAGAUCAGUAUUGUCGACAAACAAGUUACGCCACUUCACCCAUCGGCAUACUCUAAAACUAACAUCAAAAUCUAAAAAUUUCAUCUGCAAAGCAUGCGGUUUACCGGGAAUGGGUUUAAGAUACCGGUGCAACAAACGGUGCGAUUGGGAUAUACAUGUAACUUGUGCAACUAGUCCUGAUAUUUUGUCGACGCAUAUUCACAAUGACCAUCGGUUAAAUCUCGUAUGGACCAAGGGAAACCCUGAUGAGAAUGAAGCGAAGGGAGGAGUAUGUGGUGUCUGCGAUGGGCGUACUGGUCGGCUUUUCUAUUCAUGUCCAUUUUGUCCAAGAGAAGCAGGUUACUUCUUGCACCCCAUAUGUUCAACAUAUCCAUCGCGUAUAAAUCACCCAUUAGAUAGGGGUCAUUCUCUUGUAUGGAAAUCUGGUCCGCGUACAUGGUGCUCAAUUUGUAGAACGCUUUGUCCGAUUUGGCAUUACGGAUGUGAAACCUGCUCAAUUGAUGUUCAUUUCAAGUGCGUCUCCGGUCACCAACAAGAAAAUGGCGGUGAUGCCCAUGGUGACCGUACGACAGGACCAAAGGAGAACAUUUCGGUUUUUGCAGCGGUAGGAGGCUUGUUUCUGGGUAUAAUCCAACUAAUAGCUGGGGGCAGUUGAGUUUCCGAACUGGGUUUCAAGUAUACUUCUUCUGGGGUGUGUAAUAAGUGGUGUCGCCGAUAUCAACCUCGUGUGUGGUAAAGUUUGUGGGUGACAAUUAUCAUCGAAAAAGAUUAAUUAUGUCAAUAUAUUUUGGGUUUCUGGGUGCUUUCUUACUUGGGGAUGCAUGAUCGAGCUCAGUAGCUCACUCACCAUGUGUGCUCUGUUUUGAUCACAUCACAUCAUUUACAGUUCAUAUACUGUCUAAUAAUACUUGUAGCAUUUUCGUUUAAAUCAAGGUCUUCUCUCA
This is a messenger RNA of Papaver somniferum (opium poppy), 988 nucleotides long. RefSeq lists its product as uncharacterized. Lineage: Eukaryota; Viridiplantae; Streptophyta; Magnoliopsida; Ranunculales; Papaveraceae. Bases 19 to 699 code for a protein of 226 amino acids. The transcript has 2 exons. The record is from RefSeq and is a predicted model, not a curated record.